Molecule: messenger RNA, 1125 nt
Organism: Onychostruthus taczanowskii (white-rumped snowfinch)
Lineage: Eukaryota; Metazoa; Chordata; Aves; Passeriformes; Passeridae
Gene: UBE2Z
Product: ubiquitin conjugating enzyme E2 Z
Exons: 9
Coding region: 22-882 (286 amino acids)
Biological process (GO): negative regulation of apoptotic process
Cellular component (GO): nucleus
Molecular function (GO): ubiquitin conjugating enzyme activity; cysteine-type endopeptidase inhibitor activity
Source: RefSeq, a predicted model, not a curated record
CCCGGCGGCGGCGGCGCCCCGAUGGCGGCGGCGGCGGCGGGGGCCGCGCUCCUCACGCACUCCGCCUUCUGGGACCCCACGGUCAGCGGCGACUGGGACAGCGAGCGGCCCAGCCCGGCCUGCCUGCUGCGGAUCAAACGGGAUAUCAUGUCCAUCUACAAGGAGCCGCCCCCAGGGAUGUUCGUGGUGCCUGACCCCCACGACAUGACCAAGGUGAGCAGCUUGGGGUCCCCAAAUCCGGGCUCUGGGGGCAUUCCCGGCUGGAAUAUCCCGGAUAUCAUGUCCAUCUACAAGGAGCCGCCCCCAGGGAUGUUCGUGGUGCCUGACCCCCACGACAUGACCAAGGGUCUGGGAACACCGCAGGCCGGGCCUGGGGUCUGCCUCAGCAUCCUGGGCACGUGGACAGGCCCGGCCUGGAGCCCGGCGCAGAGCAUCUCGUCAGUGCUGAUCUCCAUCCAGUCCCUGAUGACCGAGAACCCGUACCACAACGAGCCCGGCUUCGAGCAGGAGCGGCACCCCGGGGACAGCAAGAACUACAACGAGUGCAUCCGGCACGAGACCAUCCGCGUGGCCGUGUGUGACAUGCUGGAGGGGAAGUGUCCCUGCCCCGAGCCCCUCCGCGGCGUGAUGGAGAAAUCCUUCAUGGAGUACCUGGACUUCUACGAGGGCGUGUGCAAGGAGAGGCUGCACCUGCAGGGCCAGACCAUGCAGGACCCUUUCGGGGAGAAGCGCGGCCACUUCGACUACCAGGCGCUGCUGGGGCGGCUGCAGGCGCUGCGGGCGCGGCUGCAGGAGCGGCAGCAGCAGGACAGCGCCGACAUGGACUCGGAGAGCAGCUCCUCGGAGCCCGAGCCCGAGCCCCAGGGCUGCCCCAAGGCCUAGGAGGGCCCGGCCCGGCCCGGGACUGCAGCACAGCCAGGCCGGGGCGGGGAGAGCCGCGCUCCUCCCUCCCUCCCUCCCUCCCUCCAUCCCUCCCCCCGACCGCCAGGAGAGUUCCCCGAGGAUUCCCCGAGGAGAAUUCCCAAAAAAAGAGACAAAGCCCAGCUCGGGACAGGCUCCUCUUGGACAAAGGUACUUCCUGGCAUGUGGCAUCAGGUGGUUUUUUGGGGUUUUUUUGGAGAACGC